AUUUUUCGUAUUUUUAUUGUGAGGCACUGCAAAAUUUAUGAGUAGUGGUCAAUAAAGAUCUUAAAAAUCUUAAGUGUUUUAAAUGAAGAUUGCUGUUCAAUUUGUAGGAGCCAAAAAUGUGGGUUUCAACUAUGUCCCUCAAACAUGCCCAAACUGUAUUAUCUGUGUCUGAUUUUACCCAGAAUUACACAUACAGGUGUAUACUUUGUGCAGAUGGCCACAACUAUUGGUGUUUUUCUGUGCUGUGAUAUUUAAGUUGUAUUAAGCUUAUGUUCAUCAAAAUCCAUCCGUGGGGUGUUUUUUUUUUCGGUUUUUUUUUUUUUUGGUUUUUUUUUUUUUUUUUGUUUUUUUUUUAACCUUCCCUUCCCUUCCACUUGUAUGUGAAUCUGGACAGAUCUAAGCAGCACACAGCCAUAUGAGCCUGCAGAACUGGGACCGGCUCCUUCACCUGGCAGAACCCCCGGGAUUACUGGCAAUGCAGUGACACAGAAUUCCAGAAUCAGGUUGGAAAAGCGCUCUGAAACCAUGGAGUCCAACCUACAACCAAACACACCGCCUUGUCAACUGCACCAUGGCACUUAGUGCCACAUCCAGUCUUUCCUUAAACACCUUCACCAUCCCUCGGUAAGUCCACUCCAAUGUGUAAUCACCCUUUCUAUGAAGAAAUUCCUCAUAACGUCCGACCUCAAUCUCAUAUGGCAGCAUCACCAUUUACGGCGCAGAACUUAGCAAUGAGAAGAGGCUUUUAGCACACAGAUACACCUUCUCUGGACUCCCCUCAGCCCUACACGUUUAUGCUCUCACACAACACUCCCCUCGCACAGGAAAGAGCAGCUUCUCUCCUGCAGAACGAGAUCUUCGAAUUCGCUCAGAUCGCCCGCAGCCAGCUGUAGAACCGAAACCUCGGCUGAGAAACUCAACCCUCAGUGCUUAAACUGCAACUCAUUUCCUUCUCGCCGCACACCUCGCAGGCAGCGGCAUUGCCUCACCUACCGCUAGCCAGCUGGAAAACAAAAAAGAAAAAAAAAAAAAAAAAAAAAAGAAUGCGCUACACGUUUCUGAGGGCUCGGCGGCAGGGCGGGCGCCCCAGGCAGAGGAGCGCACGCCAUCUCCGCGGGGGCCGAGCGCCCCUCGGGCGGCGGGCGCUGCAGGCACGGAGCCCCUCCACAGGGCUCCCGCCGGAGCACGGCCGGGCCCAGGGGCGCCGCGGGAGCGGAGGGGGCCGUGCCGAGCCGGGGCUGCGGCGGAGGCGGCCGCGGGGCGGGACACGGGCGGGACACGGACCCGCCGCCCUCACGUCAGCGCUCCCCCUUCCCCGGCGGGCUGCCCCGGCCGCGCGGUGCGUUGUGGGAGCGGCGCUGAGAUGGCGGCGGCCGCCGCCGGGCUGAGCUGGAGGCGGGUGUCCUCCUUCACGGGGCCGGUGCCGCGCUCCCGCCACGGGCACCGCGCGGUCGCCAUCCGAGAGCUGCUCAUCAUCUUCGGCGGCGGCAACGAGGGCAUCGCCGACGAGCUGCACGUCUACAACACGGUUACAAAUCAAUGGUUCCUUCCUGCUGUAAGGGGAGAUAUUCCUCCAGGCUGUGCAGCACAUGGAUUUGUUUGUGAUGGUACCAGAAUACUGGUUUUUGGAGGAAUGGUUGAAUAUGGAAGAUAUAGCAAUGAUUUAUAUGAAUUGCAGGCAAGUCGAUGGCUCUGGAAAAAAGUAAAACCUCAAGCUCCUUCAAAUGGAUCACCACCCUGUCCUCGGCUUGGCCACAGCUUUUCUUUGUAUGGUAACAAGUGCUAUUUAUUUGGUGGCCUGGCAAAUGAAAGUGAAGAUUCAAAUAAUAAUGUUCCCAGAUAUUUAAAUGAUUUCUAUGAACUGGAGCUGCAACAUGGGUCUGGCGUGGUCGGCUGGAGUAUUCCUGUGACCAAAGGAAUCUUGCCAUCUCCCCGAGAAUCUCACACAGCCAUUGUGUACUGCAGAAAAAAUGUGGGAAGCCCAAAGAUGUAUAUUUUUGGAGGCAUGUGUGGCUGUCGGCUUAAUGAUCUCUGGGAACUUGACAUAGAAACCAUGACCUGGUCAAGACCAGAAACCAAAGGGACAGUUCCACUUCCUCGUAGUCUCCAUACGGCCAAUGUAAUAGGAAACAAAAUGUAUGUUUUUGGUGGAUGGGUUCCACAGUCAACAGGAGGUGAAAUUUCUGCUCCUGAUGGUGAAUGGAAAUGCACCGGUUCAUUUUCUUACCUUAAUUUGGAUACCACGGAAUGGAUAGGUCUGAUCUCGGAUUGCCAGGAGGACAAAAGUAACUUGUUACCAGGGCCAAGAGCAGGACACUGUGCUGUAGCUGUUGGCACUCGUCUGUAUAUCUGGAGUGGUAGAGAUGGUUACAGAAAAGCUUGGAACAAUCAAGUUUGCUGCAAAGAUCUUUGGUACCUUGAUACUGAGAGACCUCAAGCACCAUCACAGGUACAGCUGAUCAGAGCUACAACCAACUCUUUUCAACUGAAGUGGGAUGAAGUACCUACAGUUGAGGGAUAUCUUCUUCAAUUACAUGCUGACUCACCAGUGCCACCGGUGGCUGGAAUUCCUGGUACUGGCAUUCCUGAGACAUCAGUGUUGAGUUCACAAGGUGGCUGUUCUCUCCAUCAGAGUCCACAAUCAUUGCCUAGCAUCCCUUAUCCAGAAAUGAAGGUGGAUCAUCCCAGCCAAACAAAUAAUCUCAUUCCUAAUAACGUCCAAGUUGCCUUUUCAUCCAGUUCAAAAGUAGAAGGAAAAGAAAAGGUUGCAGCACCUGAAAACAAGGUUACACAGGAGACUAUGAAAAACCAUGCAGAUGCUACAGGAUUCAAAGAAUCAAAUGCCCCUUCUCUUUUGCCUGUUUGUACUUCAAGUGCUCAGACAUCAGCAAAUGUAGGUGAAUUACAUGACUUGGACAAACAAAGUGUAAAUCCUGAUGCUUCUGUAUCCAGUACUGUCUCCAGCGCACAAACUAUGGUAACCCAGCAGGCUGUUAAAACUGAAUCAUCAAGUACAAAUGGGGCAGUUGUUAAAGAUGAAACUUCACUAACAACAUUCAAUUCAAAAUCUGAAGCUGCUGAAACUGCUUAUGUCAUGCCUUCACCAAGGGUCAAUACUGGACAGACAAAUGAUUCACAUUCUUCUAGAGCUCCCCAGAGGCCGCCGGCACCGGUGAAAACCAGGGAUCGCCGGUGGUAUGAUGUGGGAAUUUUUAAGAACAACAGUGCUGUGGUGAGCCAGUUCUACUUGCUGCCAGAGGAAACAAUGAACAUCAAUAGCAAGACAGAAGGUGCAGAUGUACCAGACUACAGAUUACUUAAGAAACAGGAUCUGUUUCCAGGCACAGUGUACAGGUUCAGAGUUGCUGCAAUUAAUGGCUGUGGUAUUGGGCCUUUCAGUAAAAUCAGUGAAUUCAAGACAUGCAUUCCAGGUUUUCCUGGAGCUCCUUCAACGGUCAAAAUCACCAAGAGUGUAGACUGUAUUCAUCUUUCUUGGGAGCCUCCAGCUUCACCCUCUGGAAAUAUUUUAGAAUACUCUGCCUACUUAGCCAUCCGUUCCACGCAACUACAGGAAAAUCCAAGUCAACUUGUAUUUAUGAGGAUAUACUGUGGUCUUAAAACCUCCUGUGUAGUGACUGCUGCCCAGCUUUCCAACGCCCACGUGGAUUACACCUCCCGGCCUGCCAUAGUGUUCAGGAUCUCGGCCAAGAACGAGAGGGGCUACGGCCCGGCCACGCAGGUUCGGUGGCUCCAAGAUAUGAAAACAUCAGGCUCAAAGUAGAAACGACGUAAUAGAUCUCAAGUUUCGAAUGUAGUGUUCAAUGUAACUCUUGUACUAUUUGUAAAUGCUACAAAUAUUUUAUUUUUUCAUUGUUUUUAUCUUAAGAAUGUAUAACCUUUUUUACGUUUGACACAUCAGCGUUACAGAGCCUUGCUCAGGUAUGAGUAUCAUAUAGAAAAUAUAUCAGAGAUGGUGGGGUGGAGGAUCACACUUUAUCCAGCAGCUCUUUUUGGUAGUGAUAUGUUAAAAUGUAAAGAACACCGAGUUUCAAAUUAAAAAUGAAUCAAAGAAUUGGCACAAGUAGUAGUAUUUGAGGUAGAGUCCCCAUGAUUGCUACAGAUCUUGAAUAGAUAAAUCAUAAGAUUUGGCAUAUGAGCAAAAUCUGUUUGGUUUCGGUUCCCUAUACCACAUUCUUCAUUGUGGUGCCUGAGUACAAGGCAAAAAUUUCCAGUUAUUAUAUAGUAACUUAAAAUGUAUAAAUAUUUUAAUAUAUACCUUUUUUGUAAAGAAAUGAUUUUUUCUACUAUUUGUAACAAAUAUCUUAAUCUUGAAAGAUAUCCCCUGAAAAUUUAAAAGGAAAAAGAUAAACUUAUCCAUUGCUCUUAUUACAAAAAACGUAAAUUCAUUGUAAAUGCACUACUAUUAGUUAAAAUUAUCCUUUUGUAGUUGUACAAAUCUUAAACUUGUAAAUACCAAUGUUUACAAGAGACCUUUCUGGUCUUCUAUUAAAACUUCCAUGAGAUUCAUUCUUUUUUUUUUUUUUUUUAAUCCAUAUGCUUUGCUUUUAGCAUAUGCUUGCUUUUUGCACUAAUAAUAACUUACCUCAUUCCUGUGUUAGUAAUCACUUGUGUUGCUUCCAUAAUGUUUCUGUAAAACUUCAAUCUGAAAAUUUUAACCAAAGUUUAGAAUACACGGUAAGCAAUUUUGCACAUAUUAUAUGGCAACUCUCAACAUAUUUAUUCCAGUUAAUCUUCUUAAGUGCUUGUUUGCUUUACCAAUAUAUUCUACCAAUCAAGUUCAGUAUCUCCCUUUUACUAUGCAUCAUUUUACAUUUACUAGCUAGCUGAUAAAAUCAACAAGCAUUACUUCUAGGAGUAGGUUGAUCCAUUCCUAUGCGAAAAGCAAAAGAAUUGCUCACAGUAGUGAAAUAAAGGUAAACAUUUUAAAUACUAUUUAUGUAUCUAUAUAUAAAACUAUGUUUACCAAAGUGUAGAGGAAAAUGGCUGAGUUGGACAAGGUCACUAGGUGAACAGAUUGAGGCACCAAAAUAAGAUUUAUUUUGAAAUAAAAUCUAAAUUAUUUAUUGUGCAAUGAAGUUUAUACUUUGCACUUUAAUUUUGCCCCAAAUGCCAAAAGAUUAUACAUCAAGGUAGAACUUCUUGCCUCUUCCAGUUAAAUUUGUCUUAAGAGCAUUUGUAAAUAUAUAAACUAAAAUCAAUGAUGUGCCUGGUUUGGUGGGAGAAGUAUGACUCAAGUGGUAGAGAUUUAGCAGCUGAAGUAUCCCAGAGCAGAUUUAAUAGCCAAGUGUUGGCUACCCUGAGAAUCAGGGUUUUAACGAAGUGCUGGUACAGCCUUAAUUAUUGCAAUGCAUCACAUGCUCCAAUAGCAUAUAGAAAGUGCUGGGGACCAUAAAUGCUUGUAAUAGUGUUAACUGUGGCACAGGAGCAACACACGUGGUUUGACUCCAGAGGAAAAUCACGUGCUUAUGACAAUGACAGAUAUCCCAGUUUCACUUUAAACAGUGUUUAUAGUAUGAAUGUAUAGGACUUUUCCUGAAGUUAACUGGCUUUAAGAUAUUUGUGUUUUAAUGGUCCAUUUCGUCAGGUAGGAUCUCACUACCAAUACUGUCUGAUAACUAAAGUACCAUACACAUGAACUGUCAACUAGAAGAAUAGAAUUUGGUUUUUCUUAUUAGUACUGUGAAAGAAGCCUUUAGAGAAAAACUUGUGGCUUUGAUUUUGUUGGCUGAUAGCUGUGAUUGUAGAGUUGUUAUUUAAGAAUAAAACCUGUUGGGUGUGUCUGGGUGGAGUUUUUUUUGCACUUGGUUUCACAUGCUUUGCACAAUUUCUUUUUUCAGUGGGUAUGUCACGACUACCAAAGGGUAAAACUGUGGCGUUUUCAAUGAAAGUAUAAUUUCCUUGUAAGUGUGCUUUAUUCAGCUGACUUGACAUAAGAUGUCACUUCUCUCUUUUUUUUGUCCGAGUUGGGUAAUGUUGAAUAGUGAUCAUAUGCAACUCUUCAGUUGCUCACAGUUUUACUUUAAACUGAAAUUGUGGUACACACUGUAAAAUACACUUUGUGGUCUGUUUUUAGAACUGUAUUUAUAAUGUCUAAAUCCCACCUGUUUGCCUAUCAACUAGGUAUCAGACAAAUAUUGAUUGUUCAAUUUUAAAGUUUAGACUGUUGGCACCAGCUCUUUGAGACUCCAUGUUAUCCAUUUAUUUCAGAUACUGCUAAAGGACAUGUAACAGAAGCUGAAAUCUAUCAGAUUACAGUAUCCAUAUUGUAGAAAUGUCUAGGUUUACUGAACUCCUUAGGGAGGUUGUGGCUGUGUAAACAUAGGACAGUCGUGCCAGUUAUGGCAGGCAUGGCUACAGCUUCGUCUUCAGAAUGUUCUUGUGGAAGUGGAAAUGAAGUGAACAAUAACUUACACUUUGUGUUUUCAAAGUAAUUAUAGCAAUAUUUUUUGAAUGUAGUUUGGAGUAGAGCACAUGAUCAUGCCAUAAAACUCUGAGGAUAUAAUAAUAAGUAUUACUGUUGUUAUCUGAUUAUUUCAGGAUAGUGAAUUUCACGUGAACUUAGUCUUACAGCCUGUUACUUAAUGACCUCUACAAGGAAACUGACAUUUUGUACAAUACAAGUUGAUUAGUCUUAUUUUGAAGCAUUGUUUGUUCUUUGUAAUAAAGUGGUUGUCCU
Molecule: messenger RNA, 6697 nt
Organism: Cinclus cinclus
Lineage: Eukaryota; Metazoa; Chordata; Aves; Passeriformes; Cinclidae
Gene: HCFC2
Product: host cell factor C2
Exons: 16
Coding region: 1364-3781 (805 amino acids)
Biological process (GO): regulation of DNA-templated transcription; chromatin remodeling
Cellular component (GO): histone methyltransferase complex
Molecular function (GO): transcription coactivator activity; protein binding
Source: RefSeq, a predicted model, not a curated record